Molecule: messenger RNA, 2508 nt
Organism: Pristis pectinata (smalltooth sawfish)
Lineage: Eukaryota; Metazoa; Chordata; Chondrichthyes; Rhinopristiformes; Pristidae
Gene: nots
Product: nothepsin
Exons: 9
Coding region: 73-1278 (401 amino acids)
Biological process (GO): proteolysis
Molecular function (GO): aspartic-type endopeptidase activity
Source: RefSeq, a predicted model, not a curated record
CUCAGUCAUUUUGAGUUAUUGGCAUACAUUGAUGCAACCAGCUUUUGUUCCAUCCGUCUAGUCAAAGUUGAAAUGAAGUGGCUGAUAAUAGUUUUAAUUUCAAUUUACCAUGCAGAAUCUGUGAUAAGGAUUCCUCUAACCCAUUUCAAGCCAAUAAGACACAUCUUGAGAGAAAACAACAAACUUGAAGACUUUCUAGUGAACCACAAUUCAACUUUACUCACCCAAAAAUACAGCAGCUGUUACCCUUCCGAAUUCUUGAUGCUUCAUGAUGUUGGUGUCACCUCUGAGCCUUUAUCAAAUUAUAUGGAUGCGCAAUAUUAUGGAGAGAUUAGUAUUGGAACCCCUCCACAGCUGUUUACUGUAGUGUUCGACACUGGCUCAUCUAACCUCUGGGUGCCUUCUGCCUACUGCAUCAGCGAGGCAUGCAAACCACAUCAGCGCUUUCAAUCAUUCUUCUCAUCAUCAUAUUCUCCCAGAGGAAACUCUUUUGCUAUACGAUAUGGCACUGGACAACUGGUAGGAGUGCUGGGUAAAGAUAAACUGGAAAUUGGAAGCAUUAUUGUACAAGGCCAAGAAUUUGGUGAAUCUGUUUAUGAGCCAGGCUCGACAUUUACUCUAGCUCAAUUUGAUGGAAUUUUAGGUUUAGGAUAUCCUGUUUUAGCUGAAGGUGGAGCCGUUCCGGUAUUUGACAGAAUGAUGCACCAGGGUCUGCUGGAAGCUCCUGUAUUUUCAUUCCUACUUAACAGAGAAAUGGACAGACAUAGAGGUGGUGAAUUGUUGCUGGGAGGGAUUAACCAUUCCCAAUACACAGGGGAGAUUAAUUGGGUCAGAGUCACACAGAAGAAGUACUGGCAAAUAUCAUUACAAAACAUAAAAUUUCACAACACUGUUGUAUGUCGCAAUGGCUGUUCUGCAAUCGUUGACACUGGAACCUCCUUGAUAGCUGGUCCUUACAUGGAAGUAAAACAAAUGUUUCAUAAUUUUGCUGACUUUCAGGUUGGCAUGGGCGAGUAUCUGGUAGAAUGCAAAAAAACACUCAGGCUGCCAAAUGUGACAUUUACAAUUGAAGGGGUGGAAUACACAUUGGAAGCAGAAGACUAUAUUAAAAAGUUGGACAGAGGAAGCUCAACGUGCCUGUAUGGAUUCCAAGCAAUAAAUAUGUAUUCUUCUGGUGACCCCCUGUGGAUUCUGGGAGAUGUUUUUCUUGCAAAAUACUACACCAUUUUUGAUCGGGGAAAUGACAGAGUGGGAUUUGCUAGAUUUCGUCAACAUUGAAGAGUCUUGGGAACAUAGGAGACUGAAACAUAAGAAGUGAACUGUUCCUAUUUAAUUUCUUCAGAAUUGUCCUUAAUGGUUUAGUAAUAUUCAAUCUUACAGGCAACUGAAAAAUUAGCAGUUCUAUUUUACUGAGAUAAAAAUAAUCAAUUCCAACUCUGAUGGCUUCAGAAACUACAUUGUGCAAUAUUGAUUUCAAUAAAGAAUUUGCAUUUCUUGAGGAUAAUAAGUUAAAAUCUUCACUUUAUUGAGAAGGUGAAGGGCCGAGGUUCGCAGUGUGGGAUCAUGCCCCUAAAGCUGAAAUAAUAGGAAAACAAAGCCAAUAAUACCAAUUUAAGUAACCGUUCAUGAUGGAAAAGGCGGAUAGGAUAGGGGGUCAUUUCCAUUGUUGACAUGAUAGAAUCAGGAUUAAUUCCUGCCAUACUCAGGAAUGGCAGGAAUUAAUCCUGAUUCCAGAAGUCUUCCACUGCCAUUGGUAAAGCACUAAAGAGGAGUAGUAAAUAUACGGCUUACUUUAAUACAGGAGUUGCUUUACUAUUAACAUCAUAUUAUAUGCAUGAAAAUAAGGCACUAAUACCAAAUUUGUGCUUCUUGCCAUGAGAAGAUAUUUUUCUGUUAAUCAAGGCAACUAUCUUUAGGGUAUUUCAGAAAUAUGGGGUUUUAAUUUCAGUCAAUGGCAAAAUUAAGUAGGUUUGGCUGACUGGGUGAGGUGGUCGGUGAACUUGAGAUUUGGUUGUCUUGGCACAAAGGGAACCAAACUGGGAAAUAGGGAAUGCCAACAUACCUAGACGGCAACAUUUAUUGGAAAAUGGGUAACAGAGGGUCCUUGGGAUGGACUGGAAGCACCCCUCCAAAGACACAUUAGGUCAGCCUCAAUGUGAUUUCCUCUGCCACUAGUCGCAGCUAUUGGUUAUCAGACAACUAUUAAACUGUUGCUGCAACUGGCAUUCCUUUGCCCAUUCAGAUGGACAUAAGAGAAACCAUGAUAUGAUUUAAAGAACUGUCAUUGAGUUCUCCUAGUUAUGGCACAGCAUCACUGAAAUAAGUCAGUCAUCUCAUUUAUUGCUUGUCAGAUUUUCCAGUGCAUAAAUUAGCCUUAUAAUUCCAAGUAUCGCUACAGGUAUUUAAAUUUACAGAAUAUUUUCACACUGUGCACUACAAUAUGCAUCUCCAUUGUUCUACAUUCUUGUGAUUUUGUGAGAAAUGACCAAUUCUUGUUGGAAUUAUAAC